AUGUCACCUCCUCAAACGGAGAAGGAAAUUCGAGGGUUUUUAGGAAGGAUCCAAUACAUUAGUCGGUUCAUUUCUCAACUAACAGCCAUAUGUGAAUCGAUCUUCAAAUUACUGAAAAAGGAUCAACCUAAGGGGUGGAAUCCUCAAUGCCAAUUGGCUUUUGAUCGCAUCAAGAGCUACCUGGUAAACCCACCAAUCCUCAUUCCCCCUACUCCCAGAAGGCCAUUGUUGUUGUAUCUCUCUGUAUUAGAAACCUCCAUGGGAUCGAUGGUGGCUCAGCAUGGGCCAGAUGGGCAUACAGAGCAAGCAAUUUAUUACCUUAGUAAGAAGUUCACAGACUGUGAGACAAGGUACACAACCCUGGAGAAGACUUGUGCAGCUUUGGUUUGGGCAACAAGGAGGUUGAGACAUUACAUGUUGACCUAUUCAGUCUUUUUAGUAUCCAGAAUGGAUCCCAUCAAGUAUCUUUUUGAGAAACCCGCGUUGACGGGCAGAUUAGCACGUUGGUUAUUGCUCUUAGCGGAGUUCGACAUUGUGUAUGUCACCCAGAAGUCCAUCAAGGGUAGUGUCAGUGCUGAACAUCUAUCUGCACAUCCAGUUGUUGAUACAAGGCCUUUAAAUGACAUAUUCCCAGAUGAAGAUGUAGUUUCUGUUGAGGUUGAAAAUGAGGUUGGCAGUUGGCAAAUGUUCUUUGAUGGAGCCACCAAUCACAAAGGUUGCGGAGCUGGAGUUCUACUUAUAACUCCUGAAGGGUUGAACAUGCCCAUGGCAUAUAGGUUGGACUUCGAGUGCACCAACAACAUGGCCGAGUAUAAAGCUUGCCUCAUGGGAUUGAAAGCAGCCAUCUCUAUUGGGGUCAAAAGAUUGGAAAGGGACAUUAACAGGUUUGCCGAUGCUUUGGCUACUCUCGCAUCGAUGGUUGAUUUUGGUCCGGGUGAGCAAAUACAACGAUUCAUUAUAGAUCGGAGAGAUCAUCCUUCGCAUCAAGGCUUCGUCAAUGCCCUGACAGUAGAUGGUAGGCCUUGGUUUGCCCAUAUUGUGGAUUUUAUCAGAGAGGGGAAGUACCCUGCAGAUGCUACCCAAGGAGAUAAAAGGUUCCUGAGACGUUAUGCCACCCAAUUCAUAUUACACGAAGAUAUUUUAUACAAGCGAUCUUUUGAUGGUGUACAACUGGUGUGCGUGGAUGAAGAUCAAGCACAGACAAUCUUGGAGCAAGUACAUCAGGGAAUCUGUGGCCCUCACAUGAAUGCUUGUAUGUUGGCUAAGAAAAUUCUCCGCUUAGGGUAUUUUUGGAAUACACUAGAAGCCGAUUGCACAGAAUUUGUGAAGAAGUGCCAUAAAUGUCAGAUUUUUGCCAACCUCAUCCAUGUGCCCCCAACAGAAUUGCACACGCUAAGUUCUCCGUGGCCUUUUUCCACUUGGGGUAUCAAUGUGAUCGGAAAAAUUAACCCCAAAGCUUCGAACGGGCAUGAGUUUGUGUUGGUAGCUAUUGAUUACUUCACCAAAUGGGUAGAGGCUCAGUCAUACGCAAAACUCACAGCGGCAAAGGUAGCCAAAUUUUUACAAGAACAUAUCAUUUGCCGACAUGGGAUGCCCCAUGAGGUGAUUUCUGACCAAGGUCAACAUUUUAGGGGCAAGGCACAGGAGUUGUGUGACCAAUUCAGGAUUGCAAGGCACAGGUCUUCUCCUUAUAGCCCUCAAACCAAUGGAGCGGUUGAAGCAGCAAACAAAAACAUAAAGGUCAUACUCCAGAAGAUGGCUGAUAGGAACAAUGAUUGGGAUGACAAAUUACCUUAUGCCUUAUGGGCUUAUCGGACUUCAAUUAGAACUCCAACUGGGGCAACUCCGUACUCUUUAGUAUACGGGAUGGAAGCAAUCCUCCCGGUUGAGCUAGAGGUCCCCUCUCUUAGAAUUCUCAUGGAGAGUCAGAUUCCAGAAGCGGAUUGGCUUAAGUCGAGGUACGAGGAGUUGAACCUCAUUGAUGAAAAAAGGAUGAAGAGAGCACCCAUUCAUGAUCCAAGGGGCAAGUUUAGGCCAAACUGGAGUGGCCCUUUUGCAGUGAAGGAAAUCCUCCCGGGGAAGGCAAUAAUACGCCUUGUAGAUCUUGAUGAUCAAGAACUGCAGCACCUGACCAACUUAGAUCAGCUGAAAAAGAAAUCCGAAUUGUGUUUUGUUGCCAUUAUUAUCAUGGAUGUCACUUUCCGCCAAUGGAUGGUAGUAAUAAGGGAUGACGACCCUGAAGUCCUUGAAGAAGUGCACCUUCAUGCACUCUUUCAGCUCCAACGCAUCAGUCCAUGUCGUGCUUUGAUACAUGAGGCAUCUCGUUUCUGGAUCCGAGAACUUCACGUUUUUUGA
This is a messenger RNA of Macadamia integrifolia, 2355 nucleotides long. RefSeq lists its product as uncharacterized. Bases 1 to 2355 code for a protein of 784 amino acids. Gene Ontology annotation, molecular function: nucleic acid binding. The record is from RefSeq and is a predicted model, not a curated record. The transcript has 4 exons. Gene Ontology annotation, biological process: DNA integration. Lineage: Eukaryota; Viridiplantae; Streptophyta; Magnoliopsida; Proteales; Proteaceae.